Molecule: messenger RNA, 852 nt
Organism: Pygoscelis adeliae (Adelie penguin)
Lineage: Eukaryota; Metazoa; Chordata; Aves; Sphenisciformes; Spheniscidae
Gene: STOML3
Product: stomatin (EPB72)-like 3
Exons: 7
Coding region: 1-852 (283 amino acids)
Cellular component (GO): plasma membrane
Source: RefSeq, a predicted model, not a curated record
AUGGAUCCCCAGAGAGAGAUGCCCAGGAAAAACAACACAGAGCAUCUAAUUGCCGACAGGCGGGAAGGAAUUGGUGUCUGCGGCUGGAUCCUGAUUUCCCUUUCUUUCCUCCUUGUGCUUAUUACUUUCCCUAUUUCCACCUGGGCAUGUAUCAAGGUGAUCAGAGAAUAUGAACGUGCUGUUGUAUUUCGGCUGGGACGUAUACUGUCGAAGAAAGCAAAGGGACCAGGUUUGGUCCUCAUACUUCCAUGUACGGAUACAUUUAUCAAGGUUGAUCUUAGAACUGUUACCUGUAACAUUCCUCCACAAGAGAUUCUCACAAAAGAUGCCAUUACUAUCCAAGUUGAUGGAGUGGUGUACUACAGGAUCCACAGUGCUGUCAGCGCCGUCGCCAAUGUCACUGAUGUCCAUUUGGCUACCUUUCUCUUGGCACAGACAACUCUGAGAAACGUUCUGGGUACACAGAGCUUGGCUCAGCUCCUGGCAGGUCGUGAGGAGGUUGCACACAGUAUUCAGGCUGUCCUCAACAGUGCCACGGAGCAGUGGGGAAUCAAAGUGGCCCGAGUGGAGAUCAAAGAUGUCAGGAUUCCUGUGGCCAUGCAGAGGGCAAUGGCAGCUGAAGCAGAGGCUGCUCGAGAGGCAAAAGCUAAGAUUGUGGCAGCAGAGGGAGAAAUGAAUGCUUCUAAAGCCCUCAAGCAGGCCUCCGUGGUGCUGGCUGAGUCUCCAGCAGGUCUUCAGCUGCGCUACCUGCAAACGUUAACAACCUUGGCAGCAGAGAAUAAUUCCACCAUUGUCUUCCCUCUCCCUAUAAACAUGCUUGAGAGUUUCAGGCAGAAAAAUACAGGGGGAUAG